Manihot esculenta (cassava) is the source of this 1623-nucleotide messenger RNA. Its product is annotated as F-box/kelch-repeat protein At3g06240. Lineage: Eukaryota; Viridiplantae; Streptophyta; Magnoliopsida; Malpighiales; Euphorbiaceae. The record is from RefSeq and is a predicted model, not a curated record. The transcript has a single exon. Gene Ontology annotation, molecular function: protein binding. The coding region runs from base 142 to 1191 and encodes 349 amino acids.
ACAAUGGAAAUUGUCUAAGUUGAUAGACCCAUGAACAAGUCUUGGAUCUCACAUCUAAAUAUCUGUUAAAGAGUAUAAAUAGAAACUACCAAAAUAAGCAAAAACACUUGCUCUGAACAUUAACAGAAACAAACACGAGUCAUGUUCAAGUUACCUCAGGAUCUCAUUGUUGAAAUAUUCUCCAGGCUGCCAGUCAAGCCUUUGAUUCGCUUUAAAUGCCUGAGCAAAACCUGGCACUCAAUGAUCUCCAAUCCCGAGUUCGCCAAGCUCCAGCUCAGUAGAUCAAAGGACGUUAGCUGCCGAAGACUCCUCCUCUCAACAUGGCCUCCUCAAACUUUAGAUUAUGAAACAUUCUAUGAUGGUAAUGUCAGAAUCCUCAGUUAUCCUAGCAUAGUGAAAGGUCCUCCUCACGACUUCUAUGUUGGAAUUCUGGGAUCCUGUAACGGGCUGGUUUAUUUACUCGAUGAUUAUGGCUGCAUGUUCUUGUGGAAUCCGACUACUGGAGAUUACAGGGAAUUGCCUAACCCCAAUGGUGCAAUCUAUGGUAUGUUUCGCUGUGGACUUGGUUACAACUUCUCUACUGAUGAUUAUGGAGUAUUAUUUGCCAGCAAGUUUACUGCUAACGAUUCUAAAGAAACUAUAGUUGAACUUUAUACGUUAACAACUGGCACCUGGAAAAGAAUUGAAGAGAUUGAUGCAGUUUCUCAAUCAUAUGGAAGACCAGGAAUUUUUUGGAAUGGAGCUCUAUAUUGGUUGGAAACAAAAAGAAGGGGUCUUAAUGAAGUUUAUGUACUUGUUGCAUUUGAUAUGGUGGAGGAGAAGUUCAAGGAAGUACUGCCACUAGAGGAUCAUUUCAACCCCGACGACAUUGUAAGCUUGGGGGUGUCGGGAAAUCGGCUGUGUAUAUUUUGUGAAACCAGAGGAAACAGUUUUGAGGCUUUGAUAUUGAACGUGAACGGCAAUGAAGCAUCUUUGAGUAGAUUAUUCAGUUUUCCUCAUCACGAAUUUCCUGGAUAUGGAAAUAAUGCUUUGUGCUUGACAGAGAAUGGAGAAGUUUUAAUGGACUCUGAUGGAUGGGAAAUAUACUUGUACAACCCAAAACAAGGCAGCAUGAAGAUGUUUCGAGUGCAGAACUAUACGGAUUCAGAAUCAAAGUUAUAUGUGGAAAGUCUAGUUUCACCCAAUAAUUAAGAGACUGCAUAAGAAGCUUUUCUAAAGUUUAUGUGAUGGAUAGCAUCGCCUCUACCAUAUAAUCAAGAAUAGCAUAGGAUUUCUUUUGAAAAAAAAAAACUGUGGUCUUGGGUUGUCAGAUCUUCAGAAAAUCCUUCCUAUAGGUUGGGUGCUCCAGGUUGGUAACGAGUGUUCUGCUUUUUUACUGUGAAGCAAUGAAGAAAAGGAGGCUUUACUUUCUUCACCUGCUGGGCUCCACAUUAUUUUUCAGGAAUUAUUGGUUUCUGCCAAUUUAAUUUGAUAGGUGUUCAUGACUUGGUUGCUACACCACAAAUUGUAAAGAUCCAAAAAGAGUAAGUAUAUGAACUUCUACCAGUAAAUUCUGUUUUUCUUCUGAGAGAACUAGCUGAUCUAUCUAGAGCUAAAUAUAACAUAAUGUAGCCCCCUGCUAGC